UUCCCUCCUUUCAUUGCCUUGUCUCCAUUUUUUCUUUCUUUUUUCUCUUUUUCGAACAUGUUUCGUCCCCCACCGCUCAUGUUUCUGUGAUUCUCUUCAGCCGCUUUUUUUCUUUGAUCUGGCGCGAGAAAGUUAGGGCUCAAGAUGAUUGUCCCGUGAGAGGAAAAUUUGUCUUCGCUUUCAUUGAUUAGUGAUUCGGAAACGAAGAACAAUUCGUUUUUGGUUGUGGACGGAUGUGCUCCACCGGCGUUCCAUGGCGUUGCCGGCGACUACUCAUCUCAGCAUCUCCGCCUCUUCCUCUCUCUGCCAUUCCAAGAGAUCAUCUCUGAGGCUCAGUACGAAUCCAACAAAACUUAUUUCUAGCUCAACCCGGGAGAGAAGAUCUUAUUCCCUGAAGGCUGUCCAGUCAGUUCUAAAUACCUCCAAGUCAAAUUUAAACGACAAUGGGGCAAGUGAACAAGCAAAACUGCUUCUGGAGAGAUUGUUUGCCCAGACACAGAGAUUGGAAGAACAUGUAAACAAAGAUCCUCACUUCCCACAAGAUGUUUGGCUAGGGCUCAGUCUUGAAAAUCUCGAGUCUGAUCUUCUGGCUGCAUUGGCAGUGUUAAAGAAGAAGGAAGAAGAUCUACAAGAUGCAGAAAGAACGGUUCUAUUAGAACGAAGCCAGUUAAACCAUGCAAAGGAGAAGUUGGAGAAGCAGGAGGAAGAAAUUGCUGUUGCUCAUCAUAAACAGAAAGAAUUAGAAGAUGAGAUGAAGCAGGCGAACUUAAACUUAGCUUCUCAAGCUAGGCAAAUAGAAGAGUUAAAGCUUCAGAUUAAGGAGAAGGAUGAGGGGAUCGCUGCCGCUGAAUCUACCAUUUCUUUUAAAGAAUAUGAGUUGAAUAAAAUGAGAGCUGAUUUGUUUAGGAAGAGCGAGGAAGCUGUUAAGACCAAUUAUGAACUUAAAUCCAAGUCCCAGCUUUUGAAUGAAGCCAAUGAAGUUGUAAAGAGACAGGAAGUUGAGAUACAAAAGCUUAGAAACGCUGUGCUAGAGAAAGAAGAAGAACUGGUAGUCUCCAUAAAGCUGCGUAUACUUGAAGAGGAGAAAUUAAAAAUUGCAGAGAAAAAUUUGGAGAAGCAAACCAUGGAAUGGUUGUUAGCACAGGAAGAAUUAAAAAAAUUGACAGAAGAAGUAUCUAAGAAAGCAGUAGAGAUGAAUGAAACUAUGGGUGACUUCAGUCGGGUGAAGAAGCUUCUUGUCGAUGUUAGAAGUGAGUUGGUUUCUUCUCAGACGUCUCUUAUGUCCUCUAGAAAGAGAAUGGAAGAACAAGAAGGUCUUCUUGAGAAGCAAUUGGCAGAACUUGAAGAACAGAAGAAGAGUAUCAAUGCAUAUAUGUCAAGUUUAAAAGAUGCUCAAAUUGAAGUAGAGAGUGAGAGAGUGAAGCUUAGGGUCACAGAGGCUCAGAACAAGGAGCUUGAACGUGACUUGUUAAUGGAAAAGGAGCUUACAGAUGGGUUACAGCAACAACUGAAGAAAGAGAAAUCCUAUCUUCAGCAAGCAACUGAGGAGAAGUCAGUUCUACAGAAGGAUCUAGAGCAUAAAAAUAUUGAGUUUGAGAAAACUCACAAUCUCCUUCAAGGUAAAGAAUCGGAGUUGGUUGAAGCCAAGUUAGAAAUCCAGCAUUUGAAGUCUGAACAGGUUUCUCUUCAACUUCUUUUGGAGGAGAAAGACUUGGAAAUUCUUGAUGCGCAGAAGAAUCUUGAGAAAUUAAACCAGGAAAUAGUUGAGCUACAAAUGCAUAUGAGGAGUAAAGAGGCCCAGCUCAGUCAGACAACUGCUAUGCUGAAAGAGAAAGAUGAAUGUGUUGAGACAAUGCAGAACGAAUUAAAUGAUACAAAGCUGAAAAUUUCUGAAGCUGAAGCUGUGGUAGAACAGAUUGUGGAUCUCACAAAUAAAUUGGUGAUCUCAAUCAAUGAUAGCGAUGAUGAUGUUUUGAAAUUGAAUGAUGACCUUAGCAACAAUCUACAACAGCAAUCAUUCGAGAAACCUACUGAUAAUAUGAGGUUGCAGAAUAAACAGCUUGAAACUGAGCUAGAGCUCACCAAGGAAAGCUUAAGACAAAAAGAAAUGGAAAUUCUUGCCGCACAAAGGGCCCUGACUGUUAAAGACGAGGAGCUAAAAACAAUUCUUGAAAGAUUGGAUACAAGGGGAAAAGAGUUUGAGAAGCUGAAGGAAGAAACGGAUAAAGAAGCUAAGGAUCUCAGAAGUCUCUACGCUUUGGCACAAGACAGCAUUGGAGAAGGUGACUUGGCAAUUGAGAAGCUUCAGUUCGAGGCUGCUCAACUAGAGGUUGAAGCAGCAACUAGCGCUCUUCAGAAACUUACAGACAUGAGCCGAGAGCUUCUGAAUCGAUCUGGCCACAGCCUGGAGGUUGAUAUUGAUUCAAGAAGCAUUAAGCAUGGUGACAUCGGUUCCAGGAUAGGCAUCCUCGGUAACAACCAAAGAUUCAAUGAAGUCAAGUUGGAAGUUUCCCGUCUUUCGUCUCUGACUGAACAGCUCGUGAAGGAGGCUGGUAUACAUUUUGGUGCAGAUCAAUAGAAGAGGUUACUGGGACGAAUAAGGGAGGCGUUUGUAUAUAUUCCUUGCUUUUGACAUUAUUUUUCAUCCCAAAAGGGGCACUAUAGUUGGUCUGUACCUUGUAGAAGCAGUCUUGCUGCCGUUCAAAAGGCGGAACGCGGGACCUGUAUAAAUUUGUUGCACGAGUCAUUUGAUUGUGCUCUCAUUGCUUGGUCGAGUAGCUUAGUCAAAAUAUUCCAAAUGAUACAUCUUCAGUUGCGUGUACGUUAUCUUUAAACUGGGUUGAUACUUUCAAUUGGAUUUUGAUAUUUGUGUUCCACCUCAGUGGUUCUCCUUCA
Momordica charantia (bitter melon) is the source of this 2895-nucleotide messenger RNA. Lineage: Eukaryota; Viridiplantae; Streptophyta; Magnoliopsida; Cucurbitales; Cucurbitaceae. The record is from RefSeq and is a predicted model, not a curated record.